Rubroshorea leprosula is the source of this 2172-nucleotide messenger RNA. Lineage: Eukaryota; Viridiplantae; Streptophyta; Magnoliopsida; Malvales; Dipterocarpaceae. The record is from the annotation of a GenBank genome assembly.
ACCUCAAUUGCAUUUAUUGAUGAUUGAGAAACUUGUUUUCUAAAAUUCAAAGUCAAGGGGUUCAUUAAAGAAGAAACUUAUGCAAUUCAUAUUUCCUGGUAAUAUUCCCGCAUUGCCCAGGCGGCCAAACGAAGCACCGAUUGCUUUUGGUGGUUUCCGCCAUCCAUACAAGGCAGUUGUCUCUGGUGGUAGUUGCGACUGUACAACUCGGAGACGGCGGAGAAACGCCGAUAUGAAAGCGCCGUCGAAAACUCUCAAGAAACCCAAGGUAGAGGAGGAAGAAAAUGGAGAAGAAGUAGAAGAAACCACUAGAGAAGAGCAAGAAGAGGCAUUCCUUGCUUUGAUCGAGCAUCGUACUAGAGAAGUUGAACACCUCCGGAAGCGUGUCGCCUAUUACCAAUCUGAGCUUGCUCAAGCAGAGAAGAGGUUAGAAGACUCACAAUCUAAAUUGGCUCGCCUUCGAGGACAGCAGAUUGUGGCAUCGCCUAGUGGUCCUGUUGCAAUUAGUAAUGGACAUGUGAAGGUGGAGCACGGAUCGACUAGUCCUCUACAUAUCAAUGAAGGUCUACAUAUCAAUGAAGGUUCCAAAAGUCAGGCUUAUUCUAGAACAGAACUUGUAAUCCCUUCUGUGAACCAAAAGAUUUCCCAACCUCUAAAAUCAGUGGGCUCUGCCAUGAAGGCUAUUAGUGGUUCUGGUGGUGAAGAAAAUCCUUCCAGUUCCUCAAAUAGUGCUACAAAAGUAAAUGCUGAGAAAUCUGCUAGACAUUCUAGUAAUCUGGGAGUUGCUGAAAUGAAAGACAGAGGAGCUAAGAGGAAGUUUGAACAAAAAGAACACAAGGAAUUGAUUCCUUUGAUACGGAAAGCCUCUUCACCAUGCACAGUCCAUUGUCAUGCGAGCACAUACAUCCCUAGUCAGCACAAGAGAAAGUUGAGAGGUCUUGCAUUGUGUCCAGUGAAUGAUCAGCUUUUUGUUACAAGUGCAUUGGAUGGAAACAUCAAGUUGUGGCAAAUUCAGUCUAGGGGGUCAUCUGCUUCAUCUCUUCGUCUUGACAACUGUACAUCACCUGGGCAAAGAUGGCCAGAAGAUAUAGCCUGGCACCCCCAGGGAGACUGUGUUUUCUCCACAUAUGCUGCUGAUUCUGGUGAUUCUCAGAUAUCAAUCUUGAAACUGAACACACAAGGGAAAGGUCGUGUGACUUUCUUAGAGGAUAAGCCUCACUCUAAAGGUAUUAUCAACAGUAUAGCAUUCAUGCCAUGGGAAAAUACCUGUUUUGUCACCGGUGGAAGUGAUCAUGCUGUUGUACUUUGGAGUGAACGAGAUGUGGAGAAUUCUUGGAAGCCAAAGACACUGCACAAAAAUCUGCAUUCCUCUGCUGUCAUGGGAGUUGCUGGGAUGCAGGAAAAGCAGAUUGUGUUGUCUGUGGGGGCAGACAAGAGAAUUGUAGGGUUUGAUGUGCAUGUUGGACGAGCAGACUUCAAGCAUCAGAUAGACAGCAAAUGCAUGAGUGUUCUACCAAAUCCUUGUGAUUUCAACCUAUUCAUGGUUCAAGCUGGGACUCAUGAAAAGCAGCUCCGACUAUUUGAUAUUAGAUUGAGGCAGACAGAAAUCCAUGCUUUUGGGUGGAAGCAAGAGAGUAGUGAUUCACACUCAGCUCUGAUAAACCAGGCUUGGUCUCCUGAUGGGUUAUACCUCACGUCUGGUUCAGCAGACCCUGUCAUCCACAUUUUCGAUAUCAGGUACAAUGCACAAAAGCCAUCUCAAUCCAUAACAGCUCAUCAGAAAAGAGUGUUCAAAGCAGAAUGGCACUCCUCUCUUCCCCUUCUAAUAUCCAUAUCUUCCGACUUAACCGUGGGAUUGCACAAGAUCUAGUUGAAGUUAAAUCCAAGCAUUCUGCCUUUAUUCCUCAUUUUGUUUUUAUGGAGCUGGAGGGGAGUAAUUCUAGUCUAGUUUAGUAAAAAUCGAAUCAGAAUCUGAAUGAAGGUGAUAAAUAGUUCAGGAGAAGCCUCAACUCUCUGUUAUUGGUUUCUAGGUGGUUUAAAUUUGAGAGGCUUUGUCAUAAGAAUUUUGGUUGCAAUGAACAUAUGUACACAAUUACAAAUUCCAACUUAUAGAAAAGUUCCAAGUAUGAAAUCUUAAAAACCCCUUUGUUUUUGGGGACAAUACUAAGUUGG